Messenger RNA from Linum tenue, 1266 nucleotides. Lineage: Eukaryota; Viridiplantae; Streptophyta; Magnoliopsida; Malpighiales; Linaceae. The record is from the annotation of a GenBank genome assembly.
UUAGAAUAGGAAGUUUGCUUCUGAAUGAAACAAUGGAUGCCCACAAAAGGUUAACAUCACAUCUUCAAGCAACCAAACCAAAUGCCUUCCCAUGUACCCUGUUCCCAUUCAUAUAAGGAAAGCAUUCCUGCCAAAUACAGCAAAAGGGAAGGAAGAGGGCUGAAAUAGGAUUCAAAGAAAGAGAGCCUCUCAAUCUCUGUCACUCUAUCUUUCUCUUGUUCCUGUUUCUGGUAGAGCAGAGGAAACCCCAGAAAAAUGGAGGCAUUCAUGUUGCAGAACCUCUUCAAUGGAGGCAGAGAAGCCCAAAUCCAAGCUGCCUCCGAGAUGGUCAAACUCAGCAGCAAACUGAGGCAGAAGUUAGUGGAAGGUGGAGUCAUUCUCCCUUUGAUCACCAUGCUUCAGUCUCAGGACUAUGAAUCCAUCCAAGCUUCACUCUUUGCAUUGCUCACCCUUGCCUUUGGCAGUGAAAGGAACAAACGAAGGAUGGUGAAAUCAGGCGUGGUAGAUGUGCUACUCCACCUCCUCCAAUGGCAGGAAGAGUCAUUGACAGAGCUAACAAUAGCAGCUCUGCUCAUCCUCUCCUCUUGCGGGCCAAACAAGCCACUCAUCGCAUCAUCAGGAGCCAUCCAAAUCCUAGUCGAUUCAAUCCCCAUUCUAACCACCACCCAAUCAAAGCUCGACACUUUGACUACACUCCACAAUCUCUCCACCUGGAACCAAGCAAUCCCACACCUCGUCUCAUCAGGGCUAGUCCCCACAUUGCUCCAACUCCUAACCCAACAUUCUUCCUACCCAAUUCAACCAGAGCUGGCGGACAAGGCAAUGGCCCUGCUGGAAGCCGUCGCGAUCUCGUCGGAGAGAGCACUGGCCCAGGCCGCGGGAGGGAUACGGGUGCUGGUGGAGAUGGUGGAGGAAGGCAGCCCACAGGGGAAAGAACAUGCCGUUGGGGUGCUGGUGCUGAUUUGCCAGAGCUCGAGGGAGAAGUACAGAGGGUUGAUCCUGAUGGAAGGCGCCAUGCCCGGUUUGCUGCAGCUGAGCAUUGAUGGGAGCUGGAGGGCGAGGGGUUUGGCUCAGGAGCUGCUGAUGAUGCUUCGAGGGGAUUGCGAUGGUGGGUCGAGAGGGAAGCAGUGGAAGCAGGAGAUGGUGGAGAGGGUGAUGCAGGAGAUCGAUGCUGCGGAAGGGGAGGAGGAGGAAGUAUUCAUGGGGAGUGGUGGAAGUAGUACGCUGAGAUUGGUGGAAGAGAUGAUUGCGAAGCUGAGUACCUGA